UGGCGAUCGGGGUCGAUCGGUGGCUGCGGGUGGCCAGGGCGGCCCCGGCUCCCGUGGGCCGGCAGUGAGCGGGCGGGGCGGGCCCGGGGCCAUGCCCAGGCGGCUGGCGGGGCCCCCGCGGGCCCCCCACGGGGAGGAUUUCUCCUUCGUGAGCCCGCUGGUGAAGUACCUGCUCUUCUUCUUCAACCUGCUCUUCUGGAUGAUCUCGAUGGUGAUGGUGGCCGUGGGCAUCUACGCCAGGCUGAUGAAGCACGCAGAGGCGGCCAUGGCCUGCCUCGCGGUGGAUCCCGCCAUCCUGCUCAUCGUGGUCGGCAUCCUGAUGUUCCUGAUCACCUUCUGCGGCUGCAUCGGCUCCCUGCGUGAGAACAUCUGCCUGCUGCAGACGUUCUCAAUCUGCCUGACCUUAGUCUUCCUGCUGCAGCUGGCAGCUGGAGUGCUGGGCUUUGUCUUCUCUGAUAAGGCACGCGGGAAGGUGAGCGAGAUCAUCAACAACGCCGUCGUGCAUUACCGCGAUGACCUGGACCUGCAGAACCUCAUCGACUAUGGGCAGAAGGAGUUCAGUUGCUGUGGGGGUAUCUCCUACAAGGACUGGUCCCAAAACAUGUAUUUCAACUGCACGGCCGAUAACCCCAGCAGGGAGCGCUGUUCUGUGCCUUACUCUUGCUGCCUGCAUGCAGCUGAUCAGGCCGUCAUCAACACCAUGUGUGGCCAGGGGAUGCAAGCCAUGAACUACCUGGAGGCCAGCGAGUUCAUCUACACCAACGGCUGCAUCGACAAGCUGGUGAACUGGAUCCACAGCAACCUCUUCCUGCUGGGGGGCAUCGCGCUCGGCUUGGCCAUUCCACAGCUGGUGGGAAUCCUGCUCUCCCAGAUCCUCAGCAACCAGAUCAAAGACCAGAUCAAGCUGCAGCUCUACAAUCAGCAGCACCGAGCGGAUCCUUGGAACUGAAACCCAACCGAGACGAGCGAGGGCUUCCUUGCUGGGGAAGUGUUUCUCGCCCCUCCGGCAGGGAACGGCGUGGGGAGGAAGAAGAGACCUGCAUUUUUCCCCUGCGAUUGCUCACCCUGCCCGGGACGGGAUAUGGGGGUAGCCCCCCGGAGAGCAGAAGACCCCCCCGCAGCCCCCAAGGCCCGCAGCGAGAAGCUGCUGCAUCUCAGGCAUCAUCUGCAGCGUCCCCGCCCAAGUAACUGACAUCGUGGUCCCUUUUUUGGGCAGCGUUUUUUGGGGUUUGUUUUUUUUUUUUAAGAGGGAAAAGAGCAAAAUAUUUCCCAGCUGCCCUCUCUGGGAAUUGCCUUGAGAGCUGGCUUGGCUGCGCCUUCCCCUAGAAGGCUGACGCAUUGGUGCUACUAGGGCACAGCUGGGCUGGCUGGUAUGGAAGGGAGGUAAGUGGGUGGGGGUAUAAUGCAGGUACAAGCUUCUUUCCUCUUGUGUGGUCUUGGAGCACGGGGAGGGGGGCCUUGCCAGCUUCCCAGCCCUGGACCAGCUGCCUGUAUCCAGAUGGGAGUGACACCAGACAGGAGAAUGAUCAGCCCCCGACCCUGCACUGAUCUUUACUGAUGCUCCUCUGGCUUAAAUAUAUCAGGAGGGGGCUGCUAAGGGGGGAGGGCUAGAGGAUGUAACUAGUUGCCAAAAACCAGACUCCGGGGGGGGGAGGAGGGGCAGGAAUGGGGUCUGGAGCCCAGCCCUCCAGGGCACUGACUCCAGUCUGGGGGCACCGUCUGAGUCUGAAGUGGGUCUUGGGCACGGGAUAUGAAGCCUUUCACUGCUAGGGCUUCCAGUCCCUGCCCAGGCAGGGCUGACCGUUGUUACUCUCUGCCGGGGAAGACUCACCGCGGUCCCUGGCAGGGCUGGUAUCUCCGCAGCACACAGCUGGGUUGCCUUGGAGGUGACUGUUUGGGCUCUUGGAAACCUCCCGAGAGGCCGAGUUUCUCAAAGCUGAUCCCUGUGGCAGGCAGCAGCUGUCAGCGGCUCUGGGAAGCCCUCAAUCUGUGGGUUUGUAGUCUAGCCGGAGGCCCUCGUGGGUCUUGGCUCUGGACUCUCGAGUUCAGUGGACACAGCCAAAGAUCAGAGGGUGCGUUGGCUACUCCAGGUCCAUCCGAUGUGGCCCGCGGCCCCGGGAGCUUGGCUGUGGGAAGGGACUGAAGCAGCAGACCCUCAAGCAUAGAGCAGAGACUGCAGUGGAGUGGCCAGUUCUGGGCACAGAAGAGUCCAGUUGGCAGGGCCAUCAAUGGUGGUAGCUUCUACCAGUCUGGCUACACAGAAUUCAGCUCCCCCAAGCCUCGAAUUUUGGGAUUUUAAACCCUCAGAGCAGCUGCUUUCUUGCUGAGCUCUCUCUGCUGUGUGUACGAUGAUGCUCCUGAUUGGAUCCAUCCGCAGGGAUUGAACCUGCGAUCUCUGGCUCUAGAAACGUAAGCUGCUACUGUUUGAGCUAAAGGACCAAGUCUGUUAGCUCAGCCAGGAACAGGCUCAAAAACCUGUGUCCAUGGUGUCACCGCUAAGGGGGACGAAGUCACACUGUUAACACAGAGGCAGGAGGAGGUAAGCAGUUUUGUAUCCAAACGCUCUAUACCUAUCCAACAUUGCUGGCGAGAGAUGCCCACCCUACCCCCUUGUGUAAGGCAGCGAUGAGGGGCGGCGUGGCAGGAAGCGAUCGGGGUAACGGGUUUGCAGUCGUCAGCCUGGCGUGGGUGACCCAGGCAGGAUGGGACUGAGAGAACACAUCCGAUGAAGUGAGCUGUAGCUCACGAAAGCUCAUGCUCAAAUAAAUUGGUUAGUCUCUAAGGUGCCACAAGUACUCCUGUUCUUUUUGCAAAUACAGACUAACACGGCUGUUACUCUGAAAAAAGGAAAAGCAGUACAGCAUCUCUUCCCAUAGGGUUUGCUGCAUCCGAACCAGUGGCUCAUCCAUCUAGUGAAGAUAUUUGAUACUGGGGGGCUCCUUAGCCUAGCAGGCAAAGGUGGAACAUGAUCCCAGGGCUGGGAGUUGGCAGAGUUGAAACUGGAAAUAUGGUGCAAAUUGUUCCCAGUAAUGGACCAUUAGAACAGCUUCCCCAGGGAUGGGGCUGCUUCUCCAUCAGGUGGGCCCUUUGCAUCGAGGCUGGGUGACUUUCUAAAAGUUGCCCCAAUUCAACCAUACAUUAUGGGCCUGAUCCAGGCGUCACUUGGCAGAAUUCUCCAGCCUGUGCUCUGCAGGAAGUCAGAUGAGAUGUUCGUAACAGUCCCUUGCGGCCCUAAUGCCUGUGGGCAGCUUAUCUUGGACAGGGGCUGGUGCCAGGUGGUCAGAGGAAGGUACAACCAUUCUUCCCCUCCGCCAGUAACACUCAGUUAGCGUGUGCCCUGCAAACACCACUAGCUGCCCCACGGUGGAGGGCGAGACCCCAUGAUCUGUGUGUGUGUUACCUCUGUGGAUGGACAUCUGCCCGUGUUCUCUCCUGGCCCCAAGAGGCAGCAUCUCCUCCUGGCAUGGAGAGGCUGUCACGGGCCUCUGGGAACAUGCACAGAUAGAUAUUUUGAACACUGUACAAAGGGUGGGAACGGCACAGACUUCUCUCUUUUUGGAGGUUUGUAAGUAACACAUGGGUUCGAUAUUUGUCUGUGAAAUUAACUCCUCUGUGAUGUUUUCCUUUGCUUCUGCGGAGAAUGAAAGCAAGUCGGGUUCUGGCUGAAGUUAUAGUUUGGUUUUCUCUGUACUGCACCUGCCCUGAA
This is a messenger RNA of Caretta caretta (loggerhead turtle), 3706 nucleotides long. RefSeq names its product tetraspanin 33 (gene TSPAN33). NCBI's taxonomy places the organism in Eukaryota, Metazoa, Chordata, Testudines, Cheloniidae. Gene Ontology annotation, cellular component: plasma membrane. The record is from RefSeq and is a predicted model, not a curated record.